Myiozetetes cayanensis is the source of this 5079-nucleotide messenger RNA. RefSeq names its product macrophage stimulating 1 receptor (gene MST1R). Gene Ontology annotation, molecular function: ATP binding; transmembrane receptor protein tyrosine kinase activity; protein binding. Gene Ontology annotation, biological process: phagocytosis; cell surface receptor protein tyrosine kinase signaling pathway; multicellular organism development. NCBI's taxonomy places the organism in Eukaryota, Metazoa, Chordata, Aves, Passeriformes, Tyrannidae. Gene Ontology annotation, cellular component: membrane; signaling receptor complex. The record is from RefSeq and is a predicted model, not a curated record.
GGGAUCCUCGGUUCCUGUUGCUGUCCUGGGGGGCUGGCAGGGUACCCAUCCCAGUUCCUGGGAGGGGUCAUUGCAGGGCAGAGAUGCCCCAGGGUGACAGGCGGGGUCUGGAGGUGGCAGAAGGCAGGAUUUACCCCCCUGUCACAGGGAGCUUGGCUUCACCCACCCCUCACAAUAUCUGGGGAGAGGUUUGGUGUGGCUGAUCCUCCCCUGGUGGCAUCCCUCGUCAUCUGGCCCCUGGAGACACCAGCACACCCGGCUGUGGCAGUGCCCAGGGUCCUUGCCUAAAAGCAGUGGGUAAAACCCUUCCUCCUUUAUUUUGGCAGAUGCAAUGGUAGCCCAUCCUCUGUUUGUCCUGACCCCACUGGGUGCUGAGCACUGUCAGUAACCCCACAGCAGUGGCACUACACAGUAUGGGCCUGUUGUGCCUCCUGUGCCUCUGGCUGGUGCUCGCCCUGGCCCCUCUGAGUGCCGGUGCCUGGCAGUGCCCCCUCAUCCCAUACAGCUCCACCAGGAACUUCUCUGUCCCCUACACGCUGCCCAGCCUCGACGCCGGCAGCCCCAUCCAGAAUGUUGCCGUCUUUGCCGACUCUGACGGCACAGUUGCCAUCUUUGUGGCCGUCCGUAACCGCAUCCUGCUGGCCAGCGCCGAGAUGCGCCUCCUCUCCAUCCUUGUCACCGGCCCAGUGGGUAGUGCCAAGUGUGAGAUCUGUCGCCUGUGCCCGGCCACCACAGAUGGCCCCGAGGACACGGACAACGUCCUGCUGCUGCUGGACCCGCUGGAGCCAUGGCUGUACAGCUGUGGCACGGCACGGCAUGGGCUGUGCUACCAGCACCAGCUGGAGGUGCGGGAUGGGAAGGUGACCAUCACAGAAACACACUGCCUGUACUCGGCCACGGGCAACAGCCCCACACUGUGUCCUGACUGCGUGGCCAGCCCCCUGGGGACCAGUGCCACUGUGGUGGCCACCUCCUACGCCUCCUUCUUCUACCUCGGCUCCACCAUCAACAGCAGCGUGGCAGCCCAGUACAGCCCACAGUCGGUGUCCGUCCGCAGACUGAAGGGCACCUUGGACGGCUUUUCGGGUGAUUUCCAGUGGCUGACGGUGCUGCCACAAUACCGCGACAACUACACCAUCCACUAUGUGCACUCCUUUGCCGACGGGGACCACGUCUACUUCCUCAUGGUGCAGCCGGAGCGGCCGGGCUUGCCCGUGUACCACACGCGCCUGGCACGGCUCAGCACUCAUGAGCGCGACCUCCGCCGCUACCGCGAGCUCGUCCUCGACUGCCGCUUUGAGUCCAAGCGCCGGCGCCGGCGGCGCAGCGGCGAGGAGGAUGACGAGCGGGACAUUGCCUACAACGUGCUGCAGGCAGCCCACACUGCCCGCCCUGGUGCCCGCCUGGCCCGUGACCUCGGCAUCAACGACACCGACACGGUGCUCUUCGGCGCCUUCGCCGAGAGCCAGCCGGAGAGCCGGAUGCCACAGGAGAACUCGGCUGUCUGCGCCUUCCCAAUCCGCCUCCUCAACCAGGCCAUGGAGGAGGGCAUGGAGAAGUGCUGUGGCAUCGGGCAGCAGCCUCUGCUGCGGGGGCUCAGCUUCUUCCAGCCAGUGGAGUACUGCCCGCACAACGUGAACCUCUCGGCACCAGUGAUAAACACCAGCUGCUGGGACCAGCCCACCCUCGUUCCUGCCGCCUCCCACAAGGUGGACCUGUUCAAUGGGCAGCUGACCGGGGUCCUCCUCACCUCCAUCUUCGUCACUGCCCUGGGGGAUGUCACUGUGGCCCACCUGGGCACAGCAGAGGGACGCAUCUUCCAGAUGGUGCUCCAGCGUUCCAGCUCCUACCUCCUGACCUUGGCCAACUUCUCCCUGGGGGAGUCAGGGCCGGUGCAGGGUGCCAUGGGGUCGCAGAGCCACUCGCUGUUCUUCGCUGCGGGCACCAAGGUGUGGCGCCUGAACGUCACCGGCCCAGGCUGCCGCCACUUCUCCACGUGCCAGCGCUGCCUGCGUGCCGAGCGCUUCAUGGGCUGCGGCUGGUGCAGGGGUGGGUGCACGCGCCGCCACGAGUGCGCCGGCCCCUGGGUCCAGGACAGCUGCCCACCCGUCCUCACCGACUUCCACCCCCGGAGUGCCCCGCUGCGGGGUCGGACACGGGUCACGCUCUGUGGCAUGACCUUCCACUCCCACUGGGACCCCGACCCCAGCCGCAGACCCCCCGCUGCCUACCGGGUGACAGUGGGACAGCGAGGCUGCACUGUGCUGCCGCAGGAGAGUGGGAGACCCCCGCCCUCCUCCCGCCGCAAGGAGUUUGUGAAUGUGCUGGUGUGUGAGCUGGAGCCGGGGGGUCCAGCAGCAGCGAGGGGCCCGGCCAACGUGGUGCUCACUGUGGAGGAGCCCACCAGACCCUCUGGCUUCCAUGUCCAAGGCUCCGCCACCCUUGGUGGCUUCAUCUUCGUGGAGCCACACAUCAGAUCCCUGCAUCCCCCGUUUGGCCCCCGGCGGGGUGGCACCCACCUCUCACUCCAUGGCACCCACCUCUCUUCAGGGAGCAGCUGGAGGGUGAUGGUCAACGGCUCCGAGUGUCCCCUGAUCAGGCAGCCCAGUGACAACGGGACAAUUCAAUGCACGGCUCCCACCGCCAGUGGCCUGGGUGCAGCCUUGGUGGCCCUGUGGAUCGAUGGGGAGGCAUUCCCAGCCCCCCUGCCAUUCCAAUACCGCCCUGACCCCUCUGUGUCGGCCAUCAUCCCCAACUGCAGCUAUGAGGGCUCGGUGCUCACCAUCAUUGGCACCCACCUGGACUCCGUGUAUCGCGCCAAGAUCCGCUUUGAAACCAGAGGCGUGACUACCAAAACCACAGAGUGUGAGGACCCGCUGGCACCGGAGCGGCUGCUGUGCCGCAGUCCAGCCUUCCCCUUAAAGAACAAGGCUGAGGUGGUGCUGGGGAACAUGAGCGUGCUGCUGGAUGGCGCUGAUGGCCGCUGGCUCUUCCACCUCCACUACUACUCCUGGCCCGAGUUCUUCCCCUUGAAAAAGGAGGGCGGGCGCUUCCGCCUCAAGCCUGGCGAUGAUGAGAUCAAGGUGCAACAAUUGGGCCUGAACGCCUUGGCCACCUGCAUGAACAUCACCAUGACAGUGGGGGGCCGGGACUGCCACCCCAACGUCCUGAUCAAUGAGGUGACGUGCCGCCUGCCCCGGGAGCUAAACCUGCCCCCUGCUGGGGCCCCCGUGGAGAUCUGUGUGAAUGGCGCUUGCAAAGCACUGGGCUGGGUGCUGUCCCCCCCCACCUCACUGAACCUGGCUGCCAGCCUGGCCCUGGGCAUUGGCAUCACCUUCCUGGUCUGCUGCAUCCUGGCUGCCGUGCUGCUCCGCUGGUGCUGGAGGAAGAAGCGAGGGACGGAGAACCUGGAGCUGCUGGCGCAGCCCGGCCGCAGCAACCCCCCUGUCACCACCCAGCGCCCCGGCGUCGACUACAGGGAGGUGCUGGUGCUGAACACAGCAGGCACUCCCAGCCCCGUGGGGACCCACACACGAAUCACCAGUGCCGGCGCUGGUGCCAGUGCAGCAGGCGGUGGAUCCCCCAUGCCCCUGCUCAGAGCCACAUCCUGCUGCUUGGAGGACCUGCGGCCAGAGCUGUUGGAGGAGGUGAAGGACAUUCUCAUCCCCGAGGAGCGGCUUGUCACCCACCGUCACCAGGUCAUCGGCAAAGGGCAUUUCGGCAGUGUCUACCAUGGCACCUACUCGGACCCACUGCUGGGGGACCUCCACUGCGCCGUCAAGUCCCUGCACCGCAUCACGGACCUGGAGGAGGUGGAGGAAUUCCUGCGCGAGGGCAUCCUCAUGAAGAGCUUCCACCACCCCCAGGUGCUCUCGCUGCUGGGGGUGUGCCUGCCCCGCCAUGGGCUGCCUCUCGUCGUCCUGCCCUACAUGCGCCACGGGGACCUGCGCCAGUUCAUCCGCGCCCAGGAGAGGAGCACCACAGUGAAGGAGCUCAUAGGCUUCGGGCUGCAGGUGGCCCUGGGCAUGGAGUACCUGGCCCAGAAGAAGUUUGUGCAUCGGGACCUGGCAGCCAGGAACUGCAUGCUGGACGAGACACUGACGGUGAAGGUGGCUGACUUUGGGCUGGCGCGGGAUGUGUUUGGCAAGGAAUACUACAGCAUCCGGCAGCACCGGCACGCCAAGCUGCCGGUCAAGUGGAUGGCACUGGAGAGCCUCCAGACCCAAAAAUUCACCACCAAAUCGGAUGUGUGGUCCUUCGGGGUGCUCAUGUGGGAGCUGCUGACACGGGGGGCAUCGCCGUACGCCGAGGUGGACCCCUACGACAUGGCCCGCUACCUGCUGCAGGGGAGACGCCUGCCACAGCCCUCCCACUGCCCUGACACGCUGUACGGGGUGAUGCUGAGCUGCUGGGCACCGGCGCCCGAGGAGAGACCGUCCUUCACGGGGCUGGUGGGAGAGCUGGAGCGUGUCCUGGCCACACUGAAGGGUGAGCACUAUGUCAACCUGACUGUCACCUACGUCAACCUGGAUUGGGGUCCUCCCUUUCCUCCUGCCCCACCGGGGCAGCUACCUGAUAGCGAGGAUGAGAGCAAGGACAACGAGGAGGAGGAGGAAGAGGAGGAGGAGGAUGCAUCUGUGUGCUAAUGGGAUGCCCUGCACUGGAGAGGCUCCUGGACCCCCAUACACCGUGGGCACACUCCCCAGAGGAGGGAUGUAGCAUGCAGCCGGAUGCUAUGGAGCACAUUCCCUAUGGGAUGGGUGCUAGGAGGCAGAUGGGUGCUGUGGGAUGCUCUCCCAUGGCUCACACCCAGACCCUGCUGGGUGCUCCCCAGGCUUGGUCCCAUGCCCCCCAUGUUGGGGGCCUCAGUCCUGAGCUGACUGGGUGCUGGGGGACUCAACCCCACAGUGAUGAGGCUGUGCUGUGGGGUUUGGGGCUCAGCCUCACAGUGGCAGAUGCCGUGGAGGCCCAGGUGGAGCCCCACCAGGUGCUGUGGGGUAGCCUGGCCCUCCUAGGGCUCCCAUGGCAUUUUCAGCUGUUGGUUGCUCGAAUCACUCAUUAAAAUGUAAUUAUAUUUUU